Messenger RNA from Helianthus annuus (common sunflower), 2502 nucleotides. RefSeq names its product phenylalanine ammonia-lyase-like. Gene Ontology annotation, molecular function: ammonia-lyase activity. The transcript is spliced from 2 exons. The record is from RefSeq and is a predicted model, not a curated record. Lineage: Eukaryota; Viridiplantae; Streptophyta; Magnoliopsida; Asterales; Asteraceae. Gene Ontology annotation, biological process: L-phenylalanine catabolic process. The coding region runs from base 233 to 2365 and encodes 710 amino acids. Gene Ontology annotation, cellular component: cytoplasm.
ACUCAACACAUUUUUCAGCCAUUCAAUCCAUCUCUCCUCCUUCUAUAUAUAUACUGACACAUAUAUAACACCUUCAUAUUUAUUAACACAUCCCACCUACACUCUAGUCUACUGAUAGCUUUGCUAUUUGUAAAAUUUACUUAACAGUUAUAUAUAUAAAUAUAUAACUGUUAGUUGUUUUUUUAUCUUUCACCACAUUAUUAGACGUGUACAAGUUAACUAGUACGUUCAAAUGGAGAACAACGGACACGUAAAUGGGGUGGCUGCGGAGUUCUGCAUUAAGGAUCCGUUGAACUGGGGGGUGGCGGCCGAGGCGUUGACCGGGAGCCACCUUGAUGAGGUGAAGAGAAUGGUGGCGGAGUUCAGGAGGCCGGUGGUGAGAAUUGGGGGAGAGACACUUACAGUGUCUCAGGUUGCGGGGAUCGCGGCCAGCGAGAGCUCCAGUGUAAAAGUGGAGCUCUCAGAGGCCGCGAGGGCCGGUGUAAAGGCGAGUAGUGAUUGGGUUAUGGAGAGUAUGAAUAAAGGGACUGAUAGUUAUGGUGUUACCACUGGUUUUGGAGCCACUUCACACCGCCGGACUAAGAAUGGUGGUGCUCUUCAGAAGGAGCUCAUCAGAUUUUUGAACGCUGGAAUAUUCGGCAACGGUACAGAAUCAAGCCACACACUACCACAUUCAGCAACAAGAGCUGCCAUGCUAGUAAGGAUCAACACCCUCCUCCAGGGUUACUCCGGCAUCCGAUUCGAGAUCUUGGAAGCCAUCACCAAGUUACUCAACACCAAUGUCACCCCAUGUUUGCCCCUCCGCGGCACCAUCACCGCCUCGGGCGACCUGGUCCCGCUUUCCUACAUCGCGGGACUUCUCACUGGUCGCCCGAACUCCAAAGCCGUCGGCCCCAAUGGUGAAACCCUAAACGCCGAAAAGGCGUUUAAGGUAGCCGGUGUGGACGGUGGUUUUUUCGAGCUACAGCCAAAAGAAGGGCUAGCACUUGUUAAUGGUACCGCGGUGGGGUCCGGGAUGGCUUCCAUGGUUCUUUUUGAAGCCAAUGUUCUUGCAUUGUUGUCCGAAGUGUUGUCUGCGAUUUUCGCGGAGGUUAUGCAAGGAAAGCCCGAGUUUACGGACCAUUUAACGCAUAAACUAAAGCACCAUCCCGGCCAGAUUGAGGCGGCCGCGAUAAUGGAGUACAUUUUAGAUGGAAGUGAUUACGUUAAGGCCGCGCAAAAGGUCCAUGAAAUGGACCCUUUGCAAAAACCUAAACAAGACCGUUACGCGUUAAGAACCUCGCCUCAAUGGCUCGGCCCACACAUUGAGGUCAUUCGAUCAUCGAAUAAGAUGAUCGAGAGAGAGAUUAACUCGGUCAACGACAACCCGUUGAUCGAUGUUUCUCGGAACAAAGCUUUACAUGGUGGCAACUUCCAAGGGACUCCCAUUGGAGUUUCUAUGGACAACACACGUUUGGCUAUUGCUUCUAUUGGGAAGCUCAUGUUUGCGCAAUUCUCGGAGCUUGUAAACGAUUUCUACAACAACGGGUUACCUUCGAAUCUGUCUGGCGGACGGAACCCUAGCUUGGAUUACGGGUUUAAAGGAGGGGAAAUCGCGAUGGCUUCGUAUUGUUCUGAGCUCCAGUUUCUUGCUAACCCAGUGACAAACCAUGUCCAAAGCGCGGAACAACACAAUCAAGAUGUGAACUCAUUGGGAUUGAUUUCAGCUAGAAAAACAGCUGAAGCUGUUGAAAUCUUGAAGCUAAUGUCCUCUACAUACUUGGUGGCUCUAUGCCAAUCCAUUGACUUAAGGCAUUUAGAAGAAAACAUGAAGUCAACGGUAAAGAACACCGUAAGCCAAGUAGCGAAAAAGGUCCUAACCAUGGGCGCCAACGGCGAGCUCCACCCCUCAAGAUUCUGCGAAAAGGAGUUACUUCGAGUCGUCGAUAGAGAGUAUGUUUUCGCAUACAUCGACGACCCUUGCAGCGCCACAUACCCGUUAAUGCAAAAGCUUCGACAAGUCUUGGUCGAUCACGCCUUAAACAACGGCGAACACGAGAAGAACACUAGCACUUCCAUCUUCCAUAAGAUCAGCGCUUUCGAAGAGGAACUAAAAGCCCUUUUGCCUAAGGAAGUCGAGGGUGUUCGCCUCGCGUAUGAAGAUGGUACAUUGGCCAUUCCUAACAGGAUCAAAGCUUGUAGAUCAUACCCAUUAUACAAAUUUGUGAGGGAGGAGCUUGGAGCGGGUUUCUUGACCGGGGAAAAGGUGACAUCACCUGGUGAGGAGUUUGAUAAGGUGUUUACAGCAAUGUGCAAAGGCCAAAUCAUUGAUCCAUUACUAGAGUGUGUUGAGGGUUGGAAUGGUGUUCCUCUUCCAAUCUCUUAGUUGUAACCAUUUGGUUUCUGUUUUCCUUUUUUGAAUAUGUUACAUGCUUUGGUUGGAGUUUAAAGGUUCAAAAUUGUACCAUUUGACUAUGAUGUAUAUUUAUGGUUAUUAAUGAAUUUGAAGACCACAUUAUGUAA